GUGGUCCCAUUUUCCAGUUAGCCACUUAAUUCUUCCCUACAGCCGGUUGUAGGGAAGAAUUUCCACUUUGAACAUCUGUCUCUUCUGGUUCUAACCAUUUUUAUUUUCCAGUUCCUAUUUCUGUUAUUCUCAGAGAUUAAAGGCUGUCUUACAAAACGAGGUAAAAGAAUUGGAUGAUAUUAGCUUCAAUCUGGCAUCGUCUUUGUUCUGAUUCUUUUGCUUCCUCCGCCACUAGACCUACUACCAAUACCACUGAUUGUUCUCAGCUUAAAAUUGUCAUCUGAUGGUCCAAAGCAAAUCACUGUUGCAUAGGAUCUUUGUGCAAAAUUAAGAUAUAUUAUGUGCAUAGCAGUGUUUCUAUGGCAAGCUCAUCCUCUUUAUCCAUUCCUCUUGCUACUGAACAGAGACGAAUACCAUAGUAGGCCAACAAAACCAUUGAGUUGGUGGGGAAGUGGGGACCAGAUUUUGGGUGGGAGAGAUGAGCAGGCAGGUGGGACAUGGUUGGCUUGCACCAGAGAUGGUAAGAUUGCUUUUGUUACAAAUGUUAGGGAACUUGAAUCAAUCCCUGAAGCCAAAAGUAGAGGAGACCUUCCCAUUCAUUUCUUGAUGAGUAACAAGAGUCCCAAGGAGUUUGCCGAGGAUCUUGUGAAAGAGGCAAAUGGGUAUAAUGGGUUUAACCUGAUAUUAGCUGAUAUCCAUUCCAAAUCCAUGGUUUACAUAACCAAUAGAACAAAAGUAGGAAACAAUUUUAUCACAGAUGUAUCACCUGGAAUACAUGUGUUACCGAGUUCAAGCCUAGACUCCUCUUGGCCUAAGGCUCAGCGACUGGGCCAUAAUUUCAAAGAUCUGUUAGAUAAAUAUGGUGACAGUGAGCUUCCCGUGAAUGAGAUGGUUGAAAAACUAAUGAUGAACACUAUCAAAGAUGAGGAAAACAUGUUACCAAAAAUUUAUCCUGCUGAAUUUGAACAUCAGUUAAGUUCCAUAUUUGUUGACACAGACACUCCAUUGGGACGAUAUGGAACGAGAAGCACCUCUGCAGUUUCCGUGAAAUCAGGUGGAGAGGUCAACUUCUAUGAAAGGCAUCUUGAGAAUGAGAAAUGGCUGGAGCGCACAGAGAGCUUCAAGAUAGAGAUGGAACAAAGGGAUGCCAUAUAUAGAGGAUAAUGGCCAUAAAAGGAAAAUGGCAGCUCAUGCCAAAGGAAAUUCAACACAGGCAGAUAGACAAAAAAUGAGGAAGUGCUGGCACAUCAGAAACAUGUUUUUGAGAAUGUUAUUAUUAAUGCUUUUAUUGAUUGAUGUAAUAAUAAUAAUAAUAAUAAUAAUAAAAUAGUUGCUAUUAGCUAAAAUUUUGACUUGCAAGCAUAGCUGUCUAUGCGGUGUCAACUGCUAAGAAUUUCUAAAAGUACAUUAUUUAGAUUCCUUC
Jatropha curcas is the source of this 1423-nucleotide messenger RNA. RefSeq lists its product as uncharacterized. Lineage: Eukaryota; Viridiplantae; Streptophyta; Magnoliopsida; Malpighiales; Euphorbiaceae. The record is from RefSeq and is a predicted model, not a curated record.